GUCGCCGAUUCUUUUCCUUUUCGUGCCUUGUUCAUAGAUCUAAACUCGUGCUCCGGUGCACUUGUGUGACAAAAUAGGUAUAAAUGUUCUCAACUUAUCCUGGAACACACUUUUUCAUGCUCCACUCCGAAGCAUGCUUACGCGCGCAUAGGAAUAAGAAAAGUACUACGGUUAUACGCAAUGCUGGCUACUAACAUGCAUCCCCAAUUAACUUAUACACCGUGGACGUGCGGCCUGCGAAUUUGAGCCCCUGGCCUAUGGCCGCAACUUAGACAGUGCCAUUCCGCUUCAAAUCUUCACCGAACGGACUCUCCAGUUAGAAUAACUACGAUUGUUUAAUAAAUUUCAUUUUAUAAAUAUGGAAAGCGGGUAUUUAAUCCAUCUUAUAAAUGAAGAACUUUCACAAAUAUUUUUGAUAAUUUUGCUCACAAUCGUCACGGAACGGUAACAUAGAUUACAAUUUGUGCUGAAUUUAAAAUCCUGAAGUUCUCAUUGAACUUCCCCUCCCCCCUGUCUCUAAUGAAGCUCGCGCUAAUGCUCAGCUGAGAGCCACGAGCCACGCUUACUUAUUUCACGUUUUGCUAGCAUUAAAAAAUGGCGGUAAACCGUGGUCUCAUACGUCACAAUUGAAACGUUACUAUCGAAUGCUGCAAUGUACAAUUAAGGUAUCUCGGGAGGAGCGAGCGCUCGAUUUUGUCUCGCAGCUGCCAAAGCACAAGAGGAUCAUGUGAUCGUCCACGUGUGCAGCAGGCAGCGCGCUGACAUUAGCGAGUUGCGGCAGCAGCACCGCGCCAAAAAACAUCUCUGCCAACGCCGCGUUCACGCGCAACGCAUUUACAACUUAUAUGAUGAAUUUUCGGCAAAUUAAGGCUAAAAAUUAAUUUGAAGACCAUGAUUUAUUUUUGCUUUUACUUUUUGCCUUAGAUGUUGGUACAUGUUGUUAACUUUAAUGAGGUCAGAUCAUAAUUCGAACUUCAAUUGAUAGAGAAACUGUUGCGUGAGACUGCCCACCGUUGACUAACAUCUCGUAACCCCUCCCACAUCAGAUUCGCAUAAUAAGAACUCAGGUGCCGAUCUAGAUCUAUGCAUUCUGGAUUUGCCUGCGACUGUGACUGGCAGAAGUCCUUUCAGAGAGAGAGAGAGAGUUUUAUUUUAGUUGCAAGAACACUCUUAAGCUUCGUUCGUUAACGUGCCUCUUUACUCUUCGAACAGGUGAUUCCUGUGAUCGAAAAACGGCAGAGAAAACAUUUGAACUCUUUCGCCACCCGCAUCACAACCUUGCUUGAAAAGUGCAGUCUUCGUCUACAAUUCGUCUACAAAUUUUUAAAAUUAAAAAAAGUUUUUUGUUAUUGUUGAACGACAAUUAACGGUUACCGAGAAACAAUGGUCGUGAUGGACAAAUUUUCGUCAAGCACGAGGGAACGCAAUUUCCUUCCUUUCAACAGGAAGGUGGAAGAAAAGUGGCAAGGGGAUUUCACAUUUGUGCAGGCCGCAGAUACCCAAUUCGGAAUGCAAGAAAGCUACAUUGAAAAGAAGACCCGGCCAGGAUGGGAGCCUGAGAAGCAAUGGUCACGCCAGCUGGUACAGCAGGUAAAUCAAAUGAGGCCUCGGCCACGUUUCCUUGUCAUUUGCGGGGACUUGCUGGACGCGUGGCCUGAAACACAAGCUGAAACUCGCGAUGGCCAGGAGAAGGACUUCAAGAAGAUCUUCAGCACGUUGCAGGUGCCGUGUGUGUGUGUCUGCGGCAACCAUGACAUAGGCAACCAGCCAUCAAUGGAGAGCGUUAGCAAGUAUCGGUCAUCAUUUGGAGAUGAUUAUUUCAGUUUCUGGUGUGGCGGCGUCUAUUUUUUAGUUAUAAAUUCACAGUAUUAUGAAGAUAGUACUCGGGUCCCGCAACUUGCUCAGGACCAAGAAGAUUGGCUGGAAGGACAGCUGAUGAAAAUAAGGAGACGGAAACCCAAGCACUGCGUCAUCUUCCAACACAUACCUUUAUUCUUGAACGACCCUCACGAGGAUAAAGAAUAUUUCAAUUUUGCUAAAGAUCUGCGUCAGGAAUUGCUUGACAAAUUUUACGAUGCUGGAGUCAGGCAUGUAUUUUCAGGUCACUACCACCGAAAUGCCGGUGGGAUGUACAAAGACCUUCAGAUGGUCGUUACAUCAGCGGCAGGGGCUCAGUUGGGCUCUGACCAGCCAGGCUAUAGAGUGGUAUCAGUCGCUGAAUCGAGAAUUACCCACGAAUAUAAAACCCUCAAGUCUUGUGUCAGCAUUCCUGCCGUAUUUGCCGUCCUCAUCAACGCCUACGACGAACAAAAGCGCAGGGCGCGCGGAAACAAGACUGGACGAACUGUCUUUUCUCCAGUAGCCUUGCCCGCCCUGAGAGCUCAAUAGUUGGGUUGAUUAAAUCAUUCGAGGGAGCUGUAGGAGGAACUGAUGAUGAAAUUAUUUUAUUACUCAAUAAUUCUAUCAGGUCUAUAUCCCACCAAAGGACAAAAUAUAAUCUGAGCUUUAUCGGCAUGAUUUACUCUAUUUUAUCUAUAAUUUAAAGGUUGUUAAGAAAUUUGAGGAAUGAUACUUGAACUACAAUUUCACUUACUGUUGCAUUUUCGAUAUGAAAUUUCUUGUAUUUGAACAAUGUAUAUGCCACUUAAUUUUACUUAUAGUUAUAUUUUCAUAUGAAAUUUCUUGUAUUUUAGCAAUGUAUAUACCACUUAAUUUUACUUAUUGUUGCAUUUUCAAUAUGAAAUUUAUUGUAUUUCA
Molecule: messenger RNA, 2757 nt
Organism: Hyalella azteca
Lineage: Eukaryota; Metazoa; Arthropoda; Malacostraca; Amphipoda; Hyalellidae
Product: serine/threonine-protein phosphatase CPPED1-like
Exons: 1
Coding region: 1384-2388 (334 amino acids)
Molecular function (GO): hydrolase activity
Source: RefSeq, a predicted model, not a curated record